AUUUUUUUUUUUGUUUUCGUUCUUUUUCUUCUUCUUCUUUAACUCUUUGUGAAAAAGAAAAAUCAGCAAAUGCUUUCUCAAGGACUUUCCUACGUCAUUUUCAACGCGUCAAACGUUGAUGAUUUCGAGAACACACUUAAAUUCUAUCAAGUUCUCGGCUACAAGGCUAUCACCGAUAAAACUGAAGAGAACCAAACUGAACAAAGAACUGCUUGGUUAAAGUUGACCUCUGAAGGAAAGAAAGCCACUGAUUCUUCUAUUAAGCUCGUUUUAAAUUGCUCAGCCAUUGCUCAAGAAAAGCCUGCCAGUGAUGUUGAUUGGUCUUUGGAAGAAAGCGCUCUUGUUUUAGCUGUUAAGGAUGUCGAAGCUGCCAAAAAUGCAUUGGCUGAGUUGAAUGUCCCAGUACAAGAUCAUAGCCGUGAUGAUGCUACCAGAGUUUAUACUUUGGAUCCUCUCAAUAAUGUCAUUGUUUUAUCCGAUAAGGAAUCUUUCGGUGCAUGUGAAAAGGCUACCAGUGCUGCUGCCGCUGUUGAAAAGGCCUCCAACGGUAAGCGUCAAAAGAUUGCUGUUCUCACCUCUGGUGGUGAUGCUCCCGGUAUGAACGCUGUUGUCCGUGCCACCGUUCGUUAUGGUAUCUCUAAGGGCUGUGAUGUUUAUGGUGUCUAUGAAGGUUAUCAAGGCCUUAUUGAUGGCGGUGAACGUUUGAAGAAGAUGAACUGGAAGGAUGUCCGUGGCUGGUUAGCUGUCGGUGGUACUACUAUUGGUACAGCUCGUUGUAUGGGUUUCAAGACCCGUGAAGGUCGUCUCCAAGCUGCUGAAAACCUUGUCAAGAACGGUAUUGACGCCUUGAUUGUCUGUGGUGGUGAUGGCUCUUUGACUGGUGCUGAUCUUUUCCGUUCUGACUGGCCUGGUUUGGUUGAAGAACUUAAGAACACCAACCGUAUCACCAAGGAAGAAGCUGAAACUUUCGCUCAUUUGACCAUCGUCGGUCUUGUCGGUUCUAUUGAUAAUGAUAUGUCUUCCACAGAUAUCACUAUUGGUGCCGUCACUUCUCUUCACCGUAUUUGUGAAGCUGUUGAUGCUGUUUCUACCACUGCUUUGUCUCACUCCCGUGCUUUCGUCGUUGAAGUGAUGGGUCGUCACUGCGGUUGGUUAGCCCUUCAAGCUGGUAUUGCUACUGGUGCUGAUUUUGUUUUCAUCCCUGAAAAGCCUCCUCAAGAAGAUGAUUGGGAAUCUACCAUGUGUGCCGUCGUUGAAAGACAUCGUCAAUUGGGUAAGAGAAAGACUGUUGUCAUUGUUGCUGAAGGUGCUAUCGACAAGAACUUGAAACCCAUCAAGGCUGACCACCUUAAGGAUAUCUUGUCCAACCGCCUUGGUCUCGAUACUCGUGUUACUAUCUUGGGUCACACUCAACGUGGUGGUUCCCCUGCCUUCUACGAUCGUAUGUUGGCCACUACUCAAUCCAUUGAAGCUGUCGAUGCUGUCCUUGAAUCUACUCCUGAAACUCCUUCUCCUAUGAUUGGUAUUAACGACAACAAGAUCAUUCGUUUCCCUCUCAUGAAGGCUGUUGAGCUCACCCACGAAGUUGCUGAUGCCAUUGGUAAGAAGAACUUUGCCCGUGCUAUGGAACUCCGUGAUCCUCAAUUUGCUGAUGAAUACGACGCUUACAACGCCACCACCAUCUUGGAUGAUAACUCCAUCGGUUUGCCCAAGCAUCAACAAAUGCGUAUUGGUAUUGUUCACGUUGGUGCUCCUGCUGGUGGUAUGAACGCUGCCACUCGUACUGCUGUUCGUUAUUGUCUCAACCGUGGUCACACUCCCAUUGCUAUCAGCAAUGGUUUCGCUGGUCUCUCUCGUGGUGUCAUGCAGGAAAUGUCUUGGAUGUCCGUUGACGGUUGGACUGCUCUCGGUGGUUCAGAAUUAGGUACUAACCGUGCUGUUCCUGGUCAAGAUAUUGAUAUGGGUAUGGUUGCUUAUCAAAUGCAAAAGAACAACAUUCAAGGUCUUUUGGUUGUCGGUGGUUUCGAAGCCUACGUUGCCAUUGCUGAACUUGAAAAGGCCCGUGAACAAUAUCCUUCUCUCCGUGUUCCUAUCACUUUGAUCCCUGCUACUAUUUCCAACAAUGUCCCUGGUACCGACUAUUCUCUCGGUUCUGAUACCUCUCUUAAUGCCAUCGUCAACUCUUGUGAUGCCAUUGUUCAAUCCGCCCAAUCUUCUCGUCGUCGUGUUUUCGUUGUUGAAGUUAUGGGUGGCCGUUCUGGUUACUUGGCUGUUGAAGCCGGUCUUGCUGUGGGUGCUAUGACCGUCUAUAUUCCCGAAGAAGGUAUCAACCUCUCUCGCCUUCAAGCUGAUGUCAAGCACUUGAAGAACAUGUACUCCCAUGAUGACCCUAACAAGAGCGAAGGUAGAAUUAUCUUGCGCACUGAAGAUGUUUCUAAGACUUAUACAACUGAUGUUAUCUCCAGCAUCUUGAAACAAGAAGGUGAGUAUAUGUUCGAUUCUCGCACUGCCGUCCUUGGUCACAUCCAACAAGGUGUUACUCCUUCUCCUUUGGAUCGUAUUCGUGCUACUCGUCUUGCCAUGCGUUCCAUUUGUUUCAUUGAAAGCAAGGCUGCUGAUGCUCUUAACAAGGCUAAUGAAAACGGUUCCGCCGUUCCCGUUGAAUUGUCCUCUGGUAAGGACUCUGUCGCUGUUGCCGGUAUCUCUGGUACUGCCGUUGUUUUCGAACCUGUCACAGAUCUCAUGGCUGUCACUGAUAUGAAGAACCGUAAGCCUCGUAAUGCUUGGUGGGCCGAACAUCGUGAAGUCAUUGAUCUCUUGGCUGGUCGUGAUCACUUCUAAAUCUAUCUUUUACCUUUAAAUUGUCGCCUGUAAUUUCUCCUUUAUCCUCUUAUUUUUUAUAGAAUUUUUUGUCCUUCACUUCAUUUUCACGUAUAUACAUAUAUAUUAUAUUAUUCAUAUAUAAACCUGUAGCAUUUAUAAAUUAGCAUUAUCAUAAUUU
Molecule: messenger RNA, 3001 nt
Organism: Mycotypha africana
Lineage: Eukaryota; Fungi; Mucoromycota; Mucoromycetes; Mucorales; Mycotyphaceae
Product: 6-phosphofructokinase
Exons: 4
Coding region: 70-2841 (923 amino acids)
Biological process (GO): canonical glycolysis; fructose 6-phosphate metabolic process; fructose 1,6-bisphosphate metabolic process
Cellular component (GO): cytoplasm; 6-phosphofructokinase complex; mitochondrion
Molecular function (GO): ATP binding; AMP binding; identical protein binding
Source: RefSeq, a predicted model, not a curated record